AGUGAGUAAACAUGGCGGGUUUGUUGUAGGGCUAUUUUGUAAUAGUGAGGUACUUGGGUGGGUUUUUUGUCUGCUCCUUUCCAUGGAGCUUGCAAAGUAUAACACGUUUAUCAAUGGAGUAGGCACGUAGACGUUCAGCUUUUUAUGUCAAGCCAUUUAUUGAUCUUUUAGCAGCAACGUACUGUUUCUUUGACGUGAAGUGUAUUAAUUUUAGUAAAUUAAAAAUGCCUCCUGUGCAGUUGGAAACUAAUCAGUUGGUUCCAGCAUGUGGUCCAACUUCAGGACCCCCUCAUCCAGCUCCAGGCACUGGAGCGCCAGUACCCAGUACUCCUGGAGUUAGGCUUAGUAUGCUGAUUGACUUCUUACUGCAAAGAACCUACCAUGAAAUCACAGUAUUGGCAGAUCUGCUCCCAAGGAAGACUGACAUGGAGAGAAAAAUUGAAAUAGUACAGUUUGCUAGUCGUACCCGACAGCUAUUUGUCCGUCUUCUUGCUCUAGUUAAGUGGGCUAGUAAUGCUGGAAAAGUAGAAAAAUGUGCGACGAUUUCAAAUUUUCUGGAUCAUCAAAUAUUUCUUUUUGUGGACACAGCUGACCGUUUGGCAUCACUAGCAAGAGAUGCUUUGGUUCAUGCACGCCUUCCCAGCUUUGCCAUCCCAUUUGCCAUAGAUGUACUAACUACAGGGUCUUAUCCUCGCUUGCCUACUUGCAUCCGGGACAAAAUAAUCCCUCCUGACCCAAUCACAAAAACUGAGAAGCAAGCCACACUUCAUCAGCUAAAUCAAAUACUCAGACAUCGACUUGUAACUACAGAUCUUCCACCUCAACUAGCAAAUCUUACAGUUGGUAACCAGGACUUGAUGGCAGGUGUGAGUGAAGAACCAACUUUCUCCUACAAGAAAAUUAGAAAUUUAAAAACCUUGUUGAAACACCCUGUUGCGGGUAAAAGCAAGACAAGCAAGAGAACUGUAAAAUGUGGGGCGUGCGACUAUUGUAAACGCAUUAUUGCAACGCCUACAUUUAAUUUAGGUCCCAACUAUACAGAAGUGAGGUUAGUGACAGGAUCUUGUACCACCAAUGGAAUAGUUCACGUCACUGUUUGUCAGAAUUCCAGAUUUGGAAUCCUUCAGAUGCUUAGCCUGCUUAACUGUCUUAAGUCUUCUUUUUCCAUUCCUUUCCUUUUUUCAAGCCAACAAGUCCUUGGAAGGAGAACAGGCACAGCAUCAAUUCAUAAAGUGCAUAUAAGGAUUGAUGAAAAUGAUGUAUCAAAACCUCUGCAGAUCUCCCACGAGCCUCCUCUUCCUGCUUGUGACUCCAAAUUAAUGGAACGUGCCAUGAAGAUUGAUCACUUGUCUGUUGAAAAGUUGUUAAUUGACAGUGUUCAUGCUCGGUGUCAUCAAAAGCUUCAAGAGUUGAAAGCAAUUCUCAAGAAUUUUAACCCCAAUGAUAACUCUUUUAUAGAAACGGCUCUCCCGACUCUUGUUGUUCCAAUUUUAGAACCAUGUGGUCGAUCAGAAUGUUUGCACAUUUUUGUAGAUCUGCAUUCUGGAAUGUUCCACCCUAUGCUUUAUGGAAUUGAUCAGACAAUAUUGGAUGACAUUGAAAAGUCUAUCAAUGAUGAUAUGAAGCGAAUUAUUGCAUGGCUGCAACAACUAAAGUUCUGGCUUGGUCAGCAGCGUUGUAAGCAGUCAGUAAAGCAUCUUCCAACAACCUGCAUGGAAGCAUUACAUCUUGCUAAUUCACUGUCGCAUCCUGUUGGAAGCCUUUCUAAACACAAGUUGUUCAUCCGUCUUACACGACUUCCUCAGUACUACAUUGUGGUUGAAAUGUUUGAGGUUCCUCAUAGUCCUACUGAACUGCAGUACAAGUAUCAUUUUUUGUCGGUGAGUCAACCAGAAUGUGAUGAUACUCCUCCAAUGGCAUUACUUAUGCAGCAGUUUAAACCUAAUAUUGAGGAACUGGUACUGGAUGCAAGACAUGUGAAGCAAGUCAAGAGUGGUGACAAGCGCAAACUGUCUGGUGACCAAAAUGCAGUGGAACCCAAAAAGCCAAAACGGUGUGGAGAGGUAUGUGCCUUCAAUAAAGUCCUGGCACAUCUAGUAGCCAUGUGCGAUACAAAUAUGCCCUUUAUAGGACUCCGUUGUGAGUUUUCCAAUAUGGGGAUUCCACAUCAAGGAGUUCAGAUUGAAGGAAAUGGUUGUAGCCACGCAAUUCGAUUGCUGAAAAUCCCACCAUGUAAAGGUAUCUGUGAAGAGACGCAACGAGCUUUAGAACGAUCUCUUCUAGACUGCACAUUCCGACUACAGGGUAGAAAUAAUCGGACUUGGACAGCAGAAUUGGUAUUUGCAAACUGUCCCCUGAACAGCAUCUCCUCCAAAGAACAAGGUGCAACACGGCAUGUAUAUCUGGUUUAUGAAAAUCCACUUUCUGAACCUGUAGGGGGUCGAAAAAUUGUGGAGAUGUUCUUGAAUGACUGGAACAGUAUUGCACGUUUAUAUGACUGUGUUCUGGAAUUCGCACGAUCUUUGCCAGAAAUACCACCCAACUUGAAUCACUUUUCAGAAAUUCGAGUCUACAAUUACCGGAAGCUAGUCCUCUGUUACGGUACUACAAAGGGCAGUUCUAUUAGUAUUCAAUGGAAUUCUUCCCAGCAGAAGUUCCAUAUCUCACUAGGUACAGUUGGCCCAAAUUCAGGCUGUAGUAACUGUCAUAACAUCAUUCUGCAUCAGCUCCAGGAAAUAUUCAAUAGGACCCCAAACGUUGUACUUCUGUUACAGGUAUUAUUUGAUACACAGGCACCAUUAAAUGCUAUUAACAAACUUCCAACAGUACCAAUGCUAGGACUUACGCAGAGGACAAACACUGCCUAUCAGUGCUUUUCAAUACUGCCUCAGUCACCAACCCACAUAAGGUUGGCUUUUCGCAACAUGUACUGUAUUGAUAUUUAUUGCCGGAGUCGUGGGGUGGUUGCAAUCCGUGAUGGAGCCUACAGCCUCUUUGACAACAGCAAAAUAAUAGAAGGGUUCUAUCCUGCUCCAGGAUUGAAGACUUUUCUGAAUAUGUUUGUUGACAGCAAUCAAGAUGCACGAAGAAGUUCAGUAAAUGAAGAUGAUAAUCCACCAUCUCCUAUUGGAGGAGAUAUGAUGGAUUCAUUAAUGUCACAGCUUCAGCCACAACAGCAGCCGUAUGGGAAACAGCCAGCAACAUCAGGACCAUAUCCCCUUACAUCACCACCUUCAUCGUACCACAACACUGUGACCCCAUCACCUUCCAUGAUACUUGCACAGUCUCCAGUAAAUAUACAUUCUGCAAAUUCUCCAAGUGGUGCAUUGAGAGCUCCUUCACCUGCUUCAUUUGGUCCUAAUCCUUCACCCUCUUCUUUGGGAAUCUCAUUGGGACAGCCCUCCAAUUUUGUUAGUCCACAUGGUUCACAGACGGUACCUAGCAAUAUGCCUCCACCUCGAAAACUACCUCAGAGAUCUUGGGCAGCAUCUAUACCCACAGUUCUCACUCAUAGUGCCUUGCAUGUCCUUCUGCUCCCCUCCCCGACUCCUGGUCUUGUGCCAGGGCUAGCUGGCAGCUACCUGUGUUCACCUCUUGAGCGAUUCCUUGGCUCUGUUAUUAUGAGAAGGCAUCUCCAGAGGAUCAUUCAGCAGGAACUACUGCAGCUAAUAAACUCCAGUGAGCCAGGUGUAAUUAUGUUCAAAACUGAUGCAUUGAAGUGUAGAGUUGCACUGAAUCCCUCAACGUACCAGACUCUACAACUAAAAGUGACACCUGAAAUUACAGGUUCGUGGAUUCCUGAUGAGCUGCAGGUUUUAGAAAAAUUUUUUGAAACAAGGGUUGUAGGUCCACCAUUUAAAGCCAAUACACUAAUUGCCUUCACCAGGUUGUUGGGAGCAUCCACUAAUAUUCUCAGGGACUGCGUGCGAAUCAUGAAAUUAGAGCUGUUUCCUGAUCAGGCAACACAGCUGAAAUGGAAUGUUCAGUUCUGUUUAACAAUUCCUCCAAGCGCCCCUCCAAUUGCACCACCAGGAACACCAGCUGUUGUACUGAAGUCAAAAAUGCUGUUUUUUCUCCAAUUGACUCAGAAGACUUCAGUCCCUCAGGAGCCCAUAAGUAUAAUUGUCCCAAUCAUCUAUGAUAUGUCAUCAGGAACAACACAGCAAGCAGACAUUCCACGACAGCAAAACUCUUCAGGUGCAGCUCCUCUUAUGGUCAGCAACAUUCUAAAGAGGUUCACGGAGCUGCAUCCAUCACGACCAGGUGAAUGCACAAUAUUUCCUGCUGUGCAUGACUUGAUGGCUAAUCUCACACUGCCCCCUGGAGGACGCCCUUAAACAUGGUUGCCUCAACUUGCCCAUUUUAAAAAGGACAAAAUAAAAAGGCAGCAAACCUGGACUCUAAAAAGUAGGAAAAUCCACAUUUUUGUGGAGGACAAUUACAAACGUGAUGUCUGUUAUAAAUAAAUUAUUUUAAAAGCUCUAAAUGUAAUAAGCUGGCAAAUUAUAUUUUCAGGGAUGCACUUCAUCUAAGAAUUAAUGUAUGAAAAAUAUACCUUUGUUUACUGGCUCUUGUACAGUGUGUUUUAUAAAGUACAUUUCAAGACAGAAAGGUAGACUAAUACGUUUACCAGUAAAAUUAAUAAUAGAUUUAUUACCCAUUGUUUUAUACUUCAAGGAAGGAAACACUGUAAUAAAAUUGUCAAAUUGUCAAAUUAUCUAGUUUAUUAGAUUAUGUAAAUGUGCUUUCUUAUGCUUUGGUGUAAUCAUUUCUUCCUAUUUUUCAGUUAAGCCUGUCAUUUUUGAAUACUGUAAAAGCUGUGAGAAACUUUAUAUUGAGACUAUUUUAAUAUGACUGCUUUGAAAUUACAUAAAAAUAAUCUGAGUGCAUGGUGAACAUGUCUCAGGCUGGCAAUAUUUAAUAAAACUUUUUUUUAAUGAA
Molecule: messenger RNA, 4941 nt
Organism: Protopterus annectens (West African lungfish)
Lineage: Eukaryota; Metazoa; Chordata; Ceratodontiformes; Protopteridae
Gene: MED14
Product: mediator complex subunit 14
Exons: 28
Coding region: 225-4337 (1370 amino acids)
Biological process (GO): regulation of transcription by RNA polymerase II
Cellular component (GO): mediator complex; core mediator complex
Molecular function (GO): transcription coregulator activity
Source: RefSeq, a predicted model, not a curated record